Durio zibethinus is the source of this 2252-nucleotide messenger RNA. It is a transcript of the gene SPPL3, whose product is annotated as SIGNAL PEPTIDE PEPTIDASE-LIKE 3. Lineage: Eukaryota; Viridiplantae; Streptophyta; Magnoliopsida; Malvales; Malvaceae. Gene Ontology annotation, molecular function: aspartic endopeptidase activity, intramembrane cleaving. Gene Ontology annotation, biological process: membrane protein proteolysis. The record is from RefSeq and is a predicted model, not a curated record. Gene Ontology annotation, cellular component: cytoplasmic side of endoplasmic reticulum membrane; lumenal side of endoplasmic reticulum membrane; lysosomal membrane.
UUAAAAAAAUUACACGUAACACUUCUCAGCGAAUCUUUCGGUUACUUACUAACGGAACGUGUUUUUCGCCAACGUAUUCAGAGACAAAAUUUUUUUUAUAAUUUCUCUGUUCAUUCUCAUUUUAUCUAACUUCCCUCAGGAAAGAGAAAGCAUUCUUUCUCUUUCGUUCCAAUCAAUAAUUGCCACAUCACCAUGUCGUUUCCACCGGGAAGCCGACGCCGGUUUUCGGCGGCCCUUCCUUUAUUGUUUCUCGUGGCUCUGUCAUUUGCCGUUGCCGCGACCGCCGACGGUGGCUCCCAGGACAAUGGCCCCAAGUUACCGUCCUGUAACAACCCUUUCAAAUUGGUCAAGGUGAAGAUCUGGGUUGAUGGCGUUGAAGGUGAAGAUUUAGCUGGGUUAACUGCGAGCUUUGGAGCAUCAUUGCCCGAGGAGGCUAAUGAAAGUCCCAAAUUGCCUGCUGUUUUCUCAAAUCCCCUAAAUGGCUGUUCGAUUUCUUCUUCAAAGCUAUCUGGCUCUGCGGCCUUGUCCACUCGUGGUGAUUGUGACUUCAUAACUAAGGCAAAAGUUGCUCAGUCAGGAGGUGCUGCAGCCUUGCUGGUGAUAAAUGACAAAGAAGAGUUUUACAAGAUGGUUUGUUCUGAGAAUGAUACUUCUUUAAAUAUUUCGAUACCUGUUGUGAUGAUUCCGAAAUCAGCGGGAGAUGCACUUAGCAAAUCUAUGGAAGACAAACGUGUGGAACUUUUAUUAUAUGCACCAACUCGUCCCGUCGUGGAUUUCUCAGUGAUAUUUUUGUGGGCAAUGUCUGUUGGCACAAUUGUUACUGCUUCACUUUGGCAAGAGUUUGGUACUUCUAAGCACACUGAUGAACGCUAUAAUGAAUUAUCGAAGGAAUCUUCCAACGCUGGAACAGGCAGUGAUGAUGAUAAGGAAAUCCUUGAUAUUAGUGCAAAGGGUGCUGUAGUUUUUGUGAUAACAGCAUCCACUUUUCUGGUGCUACUCUUCUUUUUCAUGUCCUCUUGGUUUGUCUGGUUGCUGAUUGUACUCUUCUGCCUUGGUGGUGUUCAGGGGAUGCAUAAUUGCAUUAUGACGCCGAUAUUAAGAAAAUGCAGAAAUUGUCCACAGAAAACACUGAAUUUUCCUCUCUUUGGGGAGGUUUCUGUUGUCUCACUUGUGGUUGCACUAUUCUGCUUGAUAUUCGCUGUUGUAUGGGCUGUCAAUCGACGAGCAUCAUAUUCAUGGGUGGGCCAAAAUAUUCUUGGUAUCUGUUUGAUGAUAACAGUCUUACAGUUGGCUCGGCUACCUAAUAUCAAGGUUGCUACAGUGCUUCUCUGUUGUGCAUUUGUUUAUGACAUCUUCUGGGUCUUCCUAUCACCCCUUAUAUUCCAUCAGAGUGUGAUGAUUGCAGUUGCUCGAGGUGACAAUAGUGGUGGAGAAUCAAUUCCCAUGCUUUUGAGAGUUCCUAGAACUUUUGAUCCAUGGGGUGGCUAUGAUAUGAUUGGAUUUGGUGACAUUCUCUUUCCUGGUUUGCUUGUUGCAUUUGCUUUCAGAUAUGAUAAAGAAAACAAGAAGCGUCUUGCCAAUGGGUAUUUUCUGUGGUUGAUAAUUGGCUAUGGAUUUGGCCUCUUCUUUACAUACCUAGGGCUAUAUCUAAUGAAUGGGCAUGGUCAACCUGCACUCCUCUAUCUUGUUCCUUGUACACUAGGAGUUGCUGUCAUAUUAGGUUUGGUGAGAGGAGAGCUGAAAGAACUUUGGAAUUGCAGCCCCGAGUCAUCUUCCAUGACAAAUCCCUCUGGAGAAGCUUGAAGUAGGUAAUUUUCUUCAAAAUGUAAAUGCUGAUCAUCAGAAGCUAAUGGCGUAAAGAGAUGGGUUUGGUGUUAUCUGUAAGAGUACAGGGUUCAAGAAGAGGCAAUGAUUCGAGUUUUUGGAGGGCAACAUGCCGUUCAUAUUUACUUUCCCGUCUCUUCUAUUCUAUCAAUCCGGUGAUCACGGCUCAAUUUUUACCACCGCAUUGUUGCUAAUGUCGUAAUAUUUCUGGAAUGUUAUACAGAUCAUGCAUCAUUUUUGUUUGAGCAAAAAAUGUGGGCAGGCAGAUAUAACUUCUAACCUUAAGGUAAUUUGUAUACAUUUUAUUAUUCAUAUAUAAAUGAUGUCAAUUCCAGCUCGGAAUGGCAUGUUGUGCAAAGUUUGUGAAAAGAGAACUAUAAUUUUUAUUUUUUUCGCUCAAUCCCUAGGAUGCUAUGGAAUUGAAGUCU